Molecule: messenger RNA, 1136 nt
Organism: Magnolia sinica
Lineage: Eukaryota; Viridiplantae; Streptophyta; Magnoliopsida; Magnoliales; Magnoliaceae
Exons: 6
Coding region: 195-914 (239 amino acids)
Source: RefSeq, a predicted model, not a curated record
AUUAUAAAUGAUUGGUAAGAUGAUUAUGAUCAUUGGAUUGGAGACCCACCUUGAUUUUAGGUAGACAUUGGCAUUUGGGUGUCUUUCUUUUCUGGAAGUGAAAUGUAGAAUAGGUACAUUUCUGCUUGUAGCGAAGGUGACUGUUGAAAUGCCGAAGCAGGCCUCUUAAGAACAGGCCACAUUAAUGUUUCGGAAUGCAGGAUAUACCUCCUGAGGAGCUUCAAACUCCUACGGAAACCUUGGAGCUGCCGGUUGUGGGAAAGGGUCCCAUGCCGUCUGCCCAGAAUGAUGAUUCACAUGGUUCCCCCUUUUUUUCUACUAUGCAUUUGGUCCACGUUCUUGAUGCUGGACAUUCAACAAUUCUGCUGUAUUUACCAAAUAUGACAACGAUGGAGAUGAUGUGUGGGGUGAGGAUGGUUCCUUUUAUAAUGUUUCCGAUGAUGGCUCUGGUAAAACAUCUGAUUUGGACAGGGAGUGGGAGAGGAGGCACAAUCAAUUCCACACAAUUGGUUAUCGAGAUGGCCUCACGGCAGGCAAAGAAGCUUCUGCACAAGAGGGUUUCGUUGUCGGCUUUAAGCAGUCUGUGCUUAUCGGGUACAAAUGGGGCCAUGUUAGAGGUGUCUCCAGAUCAUUUGAAAGAAAAGCUGGUUGGCGAGCUAGAAACGAGAGAGGGGCUCCAGAACUUGUACGAGUCCGUGCACUCCAUUUCGAUGAAAGAUGCACUGCAGUUGUUUCAUGAUGAUAUCUUGGGUAGCGGAUUAGAGCAACCUCUUAAUCACUCAGAGGGAAAUGCUGAUACAGCGACGACGCUGGUUGAUAUUUCUGGAUGCAACCAGCUGGAAAGGUUUUCAAAGGAGCUAGGGUCUCUUCUUCGCAAGUGUCCUUCCAUUGAAGUGCAUGCGGCCGUGGACUGAAAGACGGUUGUAUGUCUUUUUUUCUUUCUAGUUGGAGAUUUUAGUGCUUGUAAAUGUGGUUUUAUGAUUAUUAUUUUCUGUAAUGUCAUCUAUUGUUAGGAUCCAUUCCUCCUGAAAUAUAUGCAGGUUGUCAUCUUAUUCAUAAGCUAAUCUGUCCUCCAAACAAUUGUAGUAACUGAAACAAUGGUUUAUCCACUGACUAGUAUGCAGUUUCUCUACCAA